Neolamprologus brichardi is the source of this 2659-nucleotide messenger RNA. RefSeq names its product RNA polymerase I subunit G (gene polr1g). Gene Ontology annotation, cellular component: RNA polymerase I complex. The record is from RefSeq and is a predicted model, not a curated record. Gene Ontology annotation, biological process: transcription by RNA polymerase I. Lineage: Eukaryota; Metazoa; Chordata; Actinopteri; Cichliformes; Cichlidae. Gene Ontology annotation, molecular function: RNA binding.
UUGAGGCGGCUGCCCGUCACGAUGCAGCCCGUUUGGCGGUACACGAAUAGUUGAAGCGGUAAUUUCUCCUCUUCCUCCCCUCUCGAAACGGUCCCCGUGCGGCCUGCCUCCGUCUGCCGCCACCUCUCCCCGGGCUGAUGUGCCGUGUUUAUUGGGAGAGGGACCAGGUGACCUCACGUUACCGUCCUGCAUGCCGUGAGUUCGCUUCAACUGGCGGGCGCUUGCGAUCAGGAAUUCGAUCUGGUUGGCUCCCUCGUAGUUCACGCAUCCACGGCAGACCACCUCGCUGAAGUCCCACACCACGGUCCAUGGCAUCUUUGGCAGGUCGCACAGGUAGCACCACUGGCGCCUGGAGGAGGAAGGGGACGACAUGGCUGGCCGAGCUAACCUGAGCGUGUUCAGCGAACCUCCUAACGUGCUAGCACAGGUUAGCUGCGUUAACCUACUUAGCGUGGACAGGUGCACGCCCUCUUUACUACUGACUUUGUCCCCUAACGGACCUCACACAGCUUUAAAAUAAUGUUACGCAUUCUACAUAUAUGAAAUUAGCUCAAAUAUUUUGGUUGUUUACAACUAAUUUUGAUAUAUUUGUUGUGUUUACCGACUUCGGCCUACUCUUCCCCGCUGUCAACGGCUUCCCAGACUGGCUCUGGAACGUUACGUAACCACGUGAGGUGAAUUAUGGGUAUUUGAGUUUGCUUACUCGCCGAAGUCAAUAGAGGGCCUCGUCGUGGAACUACAGUAAGAACUGGCACGGAAGUGAAAUACUUAAAGGUCACAGGUCAGUUUUUGUCAACACGUGUGCGUCCCACACAAGCCAUGCGUUUGGAGACAGAAACUUUUAAUUUCAGAAAUUUGAUCGUAUUUUAAAAUAAAAAAAUGCCGAAAGACAUAUCAUCCUCAUCGAGCGAAGAUGAAGCGGACACCACUGGUGUGGAAUCGGCGCCCAAACCGACAGAAUCCGAUAACACUACAAGGUACCAGUGUCCUCCUGACUUUGUCUCUUUCUGCCAUGAGCCUUGCAGCAGCACUCUAGCACAAAACCUCAAGAAGAACAAGAAUGAGUUAUGGCUCAUUAAAGCUCCAGCCAGCUUUGAUCCCAAAUGCUUCAGUGGCAUCAAGGUGCCCCUCUCUGGUCUCCAGACCCUGAAGGUUCUUGCUCCUGCUCAAGCUGGAGCCAAGACUGGGAGCGGGCAGCAGAUCUAUAGCAUCCUGGCAUCCAACCACAGUACCUCAGAACUCCGCCUGCUCACCAGUGACAAGAAGCCGUCAAAUGGCAUGGUUGUUGGUCCUGCUUUUUCAGGCUUGCUUAAUGUGUGCGAGACCUACGGAGACAGCAGCAACAAUCAGGCCCCUCAGGUCAUCCCCGCUGCUCCAGCCCCCUCCAUACCGCCUGGACUCAAACAGCGAUUCCAGCCUUUUGGCAGCAAGACCCCCACUCUUACCUGCGUGGCAGAGAAUGAGUUGGAUGGAGUUGCCUUUGGGCCCUCUUCCACAACUCUCCGACCUCUGGUAGUCAAGCGAUUCAUAGAAGAAGCAGGUCAAGAAGAAGACGAGGAGGAGGAAGAGGAAGGAAGGAAAAAGAAGAAGAAAAAGAAGGAAAAACGGAUAAAAAAAGAGCGACUAGAGGAAGUGGUGAAUGUGAAAGAGGAACCUGUGGAUGAAUUUCAGGAAGAAGUAAUGAUGGAGCUCCCAUUCCAGGAGGGUGAUUAUUCUGUGGAGAAGAGGAAGAAGAAGAAGAAAAAGAAGGACAGAGAGCGAGAGGAGGUGGAGGAGGGACUGGAGCCCAGUGUCAAAGUCAAGGUGGAAGAGGUGCCUGUGAAAUGUGAACCCGUGGACAUAUUCUUUGGUGAAGAAGUGGAGGUCUCAGGAAAGAAGAAGAAAAAGAAAAAGAAACUCAGAACUGAUGGUGACUAGUCUGGUGUCAUUUGGGAGUUUUUUAGUUUUGUUUGUUUCCUUUUGACCAUGUGAGCACGUCAGAGACAGUUUACUGCUUAAUUACUUCACUAUUGUUGUUGUCAAGACGUUGACAUGGUGUUGCUCAACAAAAGGGCACGCUGUGAAUACAAUGAGUAGUGAGGUGAAUUAUAAAGACGAUUCACUCUAGCAUCUUUAAGACAAAUGUUCACUUCAGUUUGGCCAGAUGGAGACAGAUUCACACACAAUGUGUGCAGCUGGAGGCAUCAGCGACUACAAAACUGAUAAGAGUGCACAUGAUAAUGGUGUCAGGAACCACAACAGAUUUGAGCAAUGACACAGCAUCUCCAGUCCAGUACUGGAGACCUUUUUUUGUUUCAUGAAAACAAAUGUCAUGAAGUCCAAAAGCGAUUAAAGGAAAUUAAAAAUGAGAAAAACUUUGGGUUUUUUGUCCUGCUGUUGGCAAACGCAAGUUAACAGCAACAUUUUCCUCUCGUGCCUUUUCAGAGCAGUGACUUCAUCUACAAGGAAUGAAAGUUGAAUUUGUGUGUGAACUCCACACUGUGGAUUUGAAAUUGUGCAACAGUUUGACUGUACCCAGUUUACAGAGAUGUAGUUUUGUUCGUGAUGUCAGGCAAAAAAAUCCAAACCAUCUGUUCUGUGAAAUAUGAGUUUUAUGAAUGAUUUUCCAGUUUUUUCAGAUGGCCCAAAGACUAACAUGAAAUAAAAUGCUUUAGUUUAA